CCGGGCCGCGAGUGCAGCACGCGUGCACGCGCCGCGGGACCCCGACGGAGACGACGCGCGCAGGUCACGCCUUCGGGGAAGUUGCAAUAUCGGCUGUCAUGGUCUCGAAAGACGUGCCGCCGCGCAGACCGCCGCGCCUGCGCCGGCCGCGCCUGCCCUCGCUCGCCUCCCUGCGCGGCGUGCGCACGAGCGUGCGCCUCAGCAUGCAGCGCGGGUCACCGGGCCGCGACUUCUUCGACAACAUCGUCCGGUGGGGCGAGCGGCGCGACGCCGAGGCGGGCCGCGGGCAGCGUCGCGGUGCUGGCCGCAGGGACGCCGCCGUGGCGCGCCGGGAGAGCGCCUUCCGGUGGCCCGACGUCGAGCUGCGCCGCGGCGGGGGUGGCGACGGCGGUGGCGGCUGCGGCGGUGGCCUCCUCAGGGGCUGCCUGUCGGCGUGCUGCUGCUGCGGGUGCUGCUGCUGCUGCCUCAACCUGCAGUACCUGCGCACCCUCCCCGGUGCGCUGCGGCUGGCGCAACUGGCGCUCUCCUGGAUGUGCAACUGGCUGGUGGGGCGCUACGCGCUGAGGGUGUCCGGCACGCUGGGCAGCGCCAUGCCCGCCUUCUUCCUGGCCAGUGCGGGCGGCGCGCUGGGCUGCAGCCUGCUCCUGGCGGUCGCGCUGCUGUCAGCCAAGAGCGUCUCCCUGUUGCGAGCGUCCCUCUUCGAGAUUGCAUUUCAUGCUACAGCUGUGGGACUGUACGCGAGUCAAGCUUCGUACCUACAUGUAGCAACAUCAUUAUAUCUCGAACCAUACAAAAAUGAUUUAGAAACUUAUACCUACCCUGCGAUCGUCACUUCAUAUUGGCUUGGAUACUUUUUAGCAGCUCUACACAGCUUAGAUACAGUGUAUUCCUUAAAACACUAUGGGCGAUUCCGUUGCUAAGCACUAUACAAUAGUUAUUUAACAGAUGUUCCUCAAUUCUUUGGAGUGCUUUGAAAUGA
This is a messenger RNA of Frankliniella occidentalis (western flower thrips), 979 nucleotides long. It is a transcript of the gene sing, whose product is annotated as protein singles bar. The transcript has 5 exons. Lineage: Eukaryota; Metazoa; Arthropoda; Insecta; Thysanoptera; Thripidae. The coding region runs from base 99 to 920 and encodes 273 amino acids. The record is from RefSeq and is a predicted model, not a curated record.